GCCAAGCUCCAGGUUCUGAGACGGAAGGAGACGAGGACCUAAGGCCCAGGAAAUUGUCUGCCAUGACCUGCUGGCCAACGAACGGAACAGACUGGAAUGAACCUGAGGGCGGCAGAGACCUAUAUAGGGGCAGUCUCAGAUGCCUUAAUCUACCCCGAGACACACAAUCCCUAAAUCUACAUCACUGGCGCCCCUCGACCCCCUCCAUCCAACAGGGGCGGGUCCGAAGCCACGGCUCGGGAGCUCUGUACCAUCCUCUUCACCCUGCGUCAUGGAGAAGGCGGCGGAGGGGGGAGCGGCACGCCCGAGGGGGCAGAGCCACCGUGCGGCGGGGCAGCGAUUCACAGCUCCUCAUAUGGGAAGCGAAAUGGAGAAGAGCUCUUGGAGAACUAAGGAAGAGAUAUCAGGGAGGACCACAUGCAGCUUUCAACAUACCUCAGUUGGCAGGAGACCCACUUUAUGACAGACCUGAGGAUCAAGCAGAACAUCUGCCUUGAGAUGUGCUUUCAGAUAUCAAAGAAGCAGCAUGAAAAGCAAUUUUACAAAUUCCACCAGCUGGAACUCCUGAAGGCAUUUAUACAGAGAUCAAGCAAGGUCUUUUUGAACCUUUUACUUCAUUCCUCGAUUGUCUCACACAAGCAGUGGACAGGCAAGUAAGCGACGAAGCAGCAAAGCCACACCGGCUUUGGAGCCUUGCAUUUGCAAACGCCAGUGUGGAAUGCAAACGCAUUAUCAGUGCCAUGCCUGGUCAACCCACUGUGACUGAGAUGGUAGAGGCAUGCAGUAAGGUGGGCACACCUCAGCAUGUUGCAACAAUUCAAGCAAGUAUUUGGGGAGAACAAGUGGAAAAAAUCCUCAAAGCCCAGGAUGAAAAAUUUUCAAAAACUCUUGCAGCACUGCAACCAGCACUCCAACAAAUCAAUCUUGCAGAAAUAAUGGUGACAAAAUCUGUAGGAGGAUCAUGCUACAAAUGUAGUAAACAUGGGCAUGUCAGGAAAAAUUGUCCAGAACUUGAAAAAAACCACGAAAUCACCAGACCUUUGUCCAAGAUGUCGAAGAGGAAAACACCAUGCAAGUCAAUGUUAUUCCAAAAGGGAUGUGGAUGGAAGACCUCUACCUCUUCCGGGAAACUCGAACAAGAGCGUGAAUCGUCAACGCGCGAUGACAUAAGUGAUGGGGAUGACUCAAACCCAGAUUCCACUGGGGGCGCAACCAUCGGGGAGCAUCAAUUAGACUCCCUCAGCAGGACCAUCUGCAGAUUCUUCAGCGAUCCAGAAUUAUUGUCACCAGGAGAGCAAUGUGAUUUGGCAGCUUCCAAAAUAAUAUGCUUCAUGGAUGAGAAUCAUGCAGUGAUACCCACAGGGGUCACUGGAGCAUCAUGGAAAAGGCAAGAUUUUUUAAACUAUAGACAAAGAAAGAAGCAGUAUUUUAGGGGUCAUUAUUUAUCCAUCAAUCAUUUCAGCAGACCGCAAUGAAGAACUAACAGUUUUAGCUCAACCUCUACGUCCUCCAUUGACCAUUCCUGAAAAUACUUUAAUAGCCAAAGCCAUUGCUUUGCCAUCUCAUGCAACAGAACAAGUUAUGCCAGUGCUGGAUCAGCAAAUUUCUCCUUGUAGUGAACAUGUUGAAAUUCACGCCACAUGGGUGAUACAAAUAGGUCGGGAUUGACCCAUCAUUGUCUGCGACUUGAGUUGUGGUGAGAAGACAAUCUCAAUCAAAGGCAUUGGGGGAAAUUCCCUGUGCCUGCAGAGUGAGAACACAAUUAUUGCCUCAGGGCCAGUAGGAAAGACAGCAGUCAUUUGUCCUUUUAUUGUGCAGAAGCCUAUCACAGUGUGGGGAAGAGACACUCUAUCACAAUGGGGAAUGAAAAUAGAAGUGGAUUUUUAAUUGGAGUAAUUUACUAUAUUUGGGUCUGAGUUAUGUUUUAGUGUUCGGUUGAUAUCAAGAGUAAUUUCUGUAUGGUUUAAGUUUAGGCCCUGUUAAGUCUCAGAUUAAGAUUUAUAAAGUUUAAGUGAUAAUAGAUUUAUAUCUUAUUAAAGUUUUAUUCCACAUAGGUUUUAAAUUAUCCAAAGUUUUGUUAAAUUAUGCUUACCUAAUUUGCAGAGUUUAAUUGUUUUUUCUUAGAAAUAAGAUGGCUUCGACUGAGACAGCUGUGAUGUGUUGUAAUGCAUUAAUUUGGUUUAUAUUGUGUUUCAUCAGAUUUGUAAUGUUUUCCCUGUUCCCCUUGGAAACUGUAUCACAUGGUUUGUCCCUGCUCGGCUGUACCCAUCCCCCACACUGGAAUGAAACCCAACUCUGUUCCACUCCCACCUUAUCCCUGAUUGGGUAGUGGCUCGUCCCUGCCUCUAGGCCCUUCCCCCCUGGGGAAAAAGCCCUGGCACUGGCAGGGGGGUGGUCUCUCUGGCACCAGCGUCCAUGGGGAAAGAACUCCAGCCAGCAGGAGCAGGACUCCAGAAUAAAGCUGUGAUAUUCCACCCGGUGAGGGAGCAGGCUCUUUCCUUUUGCCAUUGGCGGUCAUCUGGGUCUCUCUAAAGAAAUACAACAACUGGCACCUAAUCGUGGGGCUCGAAGCCACAAGGGGCUCCCAGAAAGCUGGAAGAACCACUCGGAGAGCACGUGGCCAAGGAAUCUCACGCAGGCACAUGAGUCCCGAAACAUAGCCCACCCACGCUGAGACAGACCCGUCAGGCUUUGUGUUCGCUGUGGAGUCUCUGAAACACAGGAUUCCACAGGCAGGGCUGUAGUUUUCUCCUUUGGACACAAAAGACCCAUCGGAGUGCUGCAAAGAAGCCCCCCGAACAGCAGGCUGCUCCCAGAGAAAGUGACCACAUGUUCAUGGAAAGCCGACCCUGGGAACCGAGACUGGAAGCUCCUUUUGCACCAAAAAGGGUCUGUCUCAGGCAAAAGGAGUAAUUGGGAAAGAAAGGAAAGAUUCGUCUGAACGCUGGAUUUUUGGUGAGUACCACUUUGGGUUAUCUAAGGGAAAAUCUUUUUAAGAGGCAGUGAUCCUCAGGGAAAAGGGUUUUUUCCUUUGAGGGAAGGUUUUUGCUUUCAGAGUAAACCUUCAGGGUGCUUUAAUAGCACAUUCCAUUUCGGCUGCGUGGGAGGGGGGGGGUGGAAAAGGUAGCUGUUUCCCCUUUGGCUCCUUUUUUUUCUCUCCAGGGAGGGUUUUUUAACUUUCGGUUUCCCAGCCACAGUUAAAGAGGACACAGAAACUUAAAAUCUGAGCCAAAAAUGGGUGCUAGGCUGUCUGUGUCUCAAAAAAUAGUCUAUUAUCAAAUUUUAGGUGCCUUAGAUGAUAGGAAAACCCAUUGUCAAAAGAAACAGUUAAAAAAAUUAAUCUGGUAUUUGUUUUCUCAAUUUCCAGAUGUAUCAUUUGAUCAAAUAAGCUCCCCAGAAUUUUGGGAAGCUGUUGCAAAAAAAUUGUCUCAAUCAAGCUCCUGUAAUGAUAAGGAAAAAGCAAAUUUUGCUCUUUGGAGCUUGCAGAUUUUAUUUGCAAUGCAAAAACAAAAUGAAAAGAAAAAAAAGACAGUUCCUUGUGGAUUUUCCCCAGUUUCCUCAGUUUCUCCCUAUCCCGACCCCAAAAUCCCUUCCCCAAAACUGGAUAUUCCUCAAGAAACCCCUAAACUUUCCCCAAAACUCCCUUCUUCCCCAGUUUGUAAACCCCGGGUUCAGUUUACUUUUGCAGGCAGUUCGAGUGCACAAAACCCCCAUCUUAGUGAAUCCCAAGCUAGUCUUAGUUCGGAAGGGGGGUCACAAGAUGGAGGGGACUCCUUUGUCCAAAAUGGCCAAAGCCACGUGCUCUCGAGUCAUGAGGAACCUCUCUCUUUGUCUGUCCUUCCUUCCCGCAAUCCCUUUUGCAAUCCCUUCCUCUCCCUAGACCCCUCCUUCCCUUCGGUGCCGCCCCUGGCACUGCCCUCUCCUCUGACUCUGCCCCCUUCCCUCAAACCUCCACCCUCUGACUCUGCCCCAUGUGACUCAAGCCUCCAGCCCCUCCCUGCCCCUGGUUCCCACGGUUUCCCUGCCCACAGUCCCAGUUCCCACGCCCAUGAGGGGGGGGAAGGGGGGGGAGUCGAGAACCCGGAAGCAAGAAGUGAUCCCGGCUUUUCUGCCACCCCUGUCACAUACCGAUGGUCAAAAAGGGGGGGGGUGCUGUCCACAGUAACUGGGACCCCUUCCCCCAACAAGUGAUUCAGGAUUUUUGCAAAGCUCAGGCCAAAUUUGGACGUGAAAGUGAAUACUUUCGCAGCCUUUUAAAAGCAAAUUUAGCAGGGAAUCCUAUUGUUCCCUUUGACCUCUGGCAGCUUUUUUCUUCCCUCCUUUCGUCCACACAGUUUAGGCUUUGGGACUCUACAUGGAAAAAAAGAUUAAGAUAUUUACUUCCGGAGCUUUGGCAAAAUCCUGAAACGGCUGUUGAUAAUACCAAUUUGCCAAUUCGAUUAGAACAUCUAUGUGGUGAUGGUGAAUGGGUCUCAGAUAUCAAGCAGGCUCAGGGAAUUCCUUUAGCUGUUUUGGAGCGCAUUAAACAUGCUGCUUCCAAAGCAUUCUUUUCAAUCCAGCCCAAUGGGCCUUUCCAACCUUACAGUAAAAUGAAGCAGCUUCCAUCAGAACCUUUUGUAACAUUUGUGGAGCGAUUAACCCGAGCUAUCGAGUUACAGGUUAAGAAAGAAGGAGGCCAAGAACAGGUUCUGGAGGAGAUGGCACUGACCAAUGCGAACCAAUAGUGCAAGGCAACCAUCCUCAGCCUCCCCUUGGAACCAGUGCCAACCUUAGAUGACAUGCUCCACGUGUGUACCCAGAAGGUUCCCUUCAUGACAGCUCACCUAAACCACAGUUCCAGAGAUGCAUUCAGACCACCGCAAAGAGCUGCCGCAGCAGACACCAUGCCCCCUGAGCCUGUGCCAAGGCCACCGCCCAAGAGAAGAACGACGUGUCUCCUGUGUGAUCAGGCUGGACAUUGGGCAUCUCAAUGCCCUUUAAAGAAGCAAUUUCAGGACUUUCGGGACAAUGGGGGCGGGGGGUCUCAAGGGUCCAAAGGGGAUUUUUCCAAAAACUAAAAAGUGAGCACCUGCUUGCCCAGCAUGCCGACAUAAAUGGGGCAAGUCCGAGGAGGGGGGAUGAAAAACUAGAAAAUGCAAAUGUUAAAUUAAAUAAUCCUGCUAUAACCAGUUCUACCUUUCAGCAGAAGUCACCAGAUAUGACCCUUUCAGAUCAUGACGUGAGCAGACCCUGUCUAACCACAGAAUGUCUCCAAAAGCCUUUUAGGUUGCAACUGACAGAAUCCUUGCACCUAAGUGACACAGACUGGCAUUUAGGUUCAUUGGAUCUACAAGUGCUAGGCUCCUGGCAACAUGUUGGCAGUAAGUAUGUCAUCCUUGGGGACACCAAGUACACACUGAGAGAGAUCGAGAUCCUUCCGGGUCUUGCCUCAUCAAACCCUAAACAACUAGUUCCCUGGCUGCGCUGUAUCCGCCCACCUUUGUUUCUGCCUAAGGGGCAGAUAAUAGCUCAGGCAAUUCCAGCACCUGACCCGUUCCCUAAAAAAGACAUCACAAGGAACAAACACCUUGAUGUUUGUCCCACACGAGUUAUUGGGAGGGACAAACUCAUAAUAGGGUGUGAGGUCCGUCACGGUGAGGAAGUAGUAAACCUCAAAGGGGUUUUGGACACAGGUGCGUAUGUAACGAUUGCACCAGAAAGGAUGUGGCCCUCACAUUGGGAGCUGCAAAAUGUGUCUGGGCACGUAGAAGGUGUAGGGGGGAUGAAAUGGGCAAAAAAAUCAAAAAGUGUUCUGCAAAUUAAGGGGCCAAAUGGACAAUUAGCUACACUGUGUCCACUUGUUUUAGAUUAUUCAGAGCUCUUGUGGGGGAGAGACCUGAUGGCCCAGUGGGGGGUCACGAUCAGCAUUCCAGAUGCCCCCCUGGUUUUUCAGGCUGCGGCCACUGAAGAGCGCCCUACCCAGAAACUCAAUUGGAAAACUGAUUCUCCAGUCUGGGUAGAGAAGUGGCCGCUCAGUAAAGAAAAAUUGAAGGCACUUCAGGAGCUAGUGGAUGAACAGCUAGCUAAAGGCCACAUUGUGGAAACCACGUCUCCGUGGAGUUCCCCAGUCUUUGUUAUAAAAAAGGCAAACAAAGGCAAGUGACGGCUCCUCCAUGAUCUCCGUCAAAUUAAUAAUGUCGUUGAGGACAUGGGUUCUCUUCGACCAGGGAUGCCAUCUCCACCGAUGCUCCCCCAAAAUUGGAAUUUGGCAAUUAUUGAUAUCAAAGAUUGUUUUUUCCAGAUUCCUCUGCACCCUGACAAUGCCCCAUGUUUCGCCUUCUCGGUCCCUACCCUCAACCAAGAAGCCCUGAGGAAAAGAUACCAUUGGAAAUUUCUUCCCCAAGGGAUGAAAAACUCGCCAUCUAUUUGUCAGGGGUACCUCUCUUCCCUGCUGUCCCCAGUGCGUGCAGCUGUAGGAGAAGUCAUCAUCCUGCACUAUAUGGAUGAUGUGCUUGUGUGUGCCCCCAAUGAUGACUUACUGUCCCACGCGCUCGACCUGACACUCGAUUCUUUGGUUGCUGCAGGAUUCGAGCUUCAGGAGGAAAAGAUUCAAAGGAUGCUGCCUUGGAAGUACCUGGGUCUGGAGAUUGGUGUGGUCGUUGGACCAAGAAGACAAUGGCUCUCACUUACUGCUGAGAACAUGGACUACCUGUCCCCCCUCGGUGGCUUCAAUAGAUUUACCUGUUCCCCCCGUGAUUGAGGACUAUAAUAAAAACCGCUAAGUUAACCAGAGAUUUUGAGAGACUCUCCCCGACGUGACAGGCGGAUCCAUCGACCGAACCACGAGGACUCCAUCUCCACGUUUGCCCGGGAUGGCGCCACGGAGAGGCUGAGCGCCCGGGCCGGGCCGGGGCCACCAUGGACAGUCCAAGCGGGGGCUGCCUGCCCGCCGCCGCCUCAUCGCGGGUGAAGCUGCCGCUCGGUAUCGUCUUCUCGACGGCGCUGUUCUGUGGGGAGGGGGCGGCGGCCUCCGUGCUCUGCCUCUCCUACGGCCACUCCAAGGACUGCUUCUGGCUGGCGCUCACCGUCUUCUUCGUCCUCUGCCCCUCCGUCCUGGUGCAGCUCACGCUCAUCUUCGUGCACUGCGACGUCAGCUGCGACCGCCCGCUCGUCCUGCUCAUGCACCUGCUGCAGCUCGGGCCCAUCAUCAGGGGAGCCCUGCAGUGGAACCGACCUAUGCCACUAGAGAACCCGGUGCAUGACAUUCAACCAGGAGACCGAGUAUAUGUGAAGAAUUGGUCCACACAUCCCUUGAAGGAAACAUGGGACGGGCCCCGGCAAGUGAUCCUAACAACCUAUACGGCAGUAAAGGUCGAAGGAAUCGACUCAUGGAUCCAUUACACUCGAGUCAAGAAAGUCCCUGCACAAUGGGAAACCCAGCUGGUCUCCCCAACGCAGAUGAUUUUUCGCAGAAAGUAGCAUUUUUGAUUAUAUUGUUACUGGUAAUAACGAAACCAAUUCUUAUUAAUGGUUCUGUUGUAGUUGCAGCUACCGAACCAGUGGUGGAUGUCAUAAAUGGAAUAGAUGUGAACCUGACCUGUUCUGUAGCGAAUGACCAGAAUAUACAAGCAACCUGGAAGAAAGGUGCCAAUAUAGUCACGGUUUGGGAUAAGGAUGCACGAAGAGCAAAGGUUCAGAGAAGAAGAGUGACAAGGCAAGUAAUGGAAGGGACGGGACAGCCCGAGAUAGAAACGGAUCUAGAUAGGAAAGGUCAUGAGAACCUAGUAGUAGGAUUAAUCAGAGAUUUUGGAAUGGUGCAAAACGUAUCCCGAAUUACAGCAUGCUUGCCACUCCCAAAAGCAGCAGGAGAACCAAUCCCAUGGGGAAUUGUUCCUGUGGGACAAUUGCCGAAUGCCACUGUAAAUGUUACGUGGAAUUGCAAAGUUGAAACCAAGGAAAAAGGGGAAUGGGUAACUGUAUGUGCGAUCUUAGGUUCGUCUAGGGUAUCCAAAGAGCAGUGUGAACAGAUGCCAGGUUAUUAUGCAUGGGAUCACCCACAGAUACCAAGAAGGUGUUUAGUAACACCUGAAAAGACAACGUAUCCUUGCCAAGUAUCUAGGGUAUGGAAAAACAGAUAUGAGAAAGAAGAGGUAUGUCAAAAUGAUACUAAAAUAACCACCAUGGAAGAAUGGAAAAGUAUUUGGGGACCCAGUUUGUUAGAAACAUAUAGUUACUUAGGAAAGGUAAACUGGUGCAUAGAAUGGAAGGGAAAAAGAGAACAAGACUAUGGAAAGAAAUCAUCGCAGAAAGACAAGUUUCGCCAGAAGGGGAGAGCAGUAGGGUUAUGGAAUUGUUCUCAAGUUCUUACUUGUGAUACUAAAAAUCAAAUAGGGAUAGAGCCAGUAAAAAUUUUGUUACAAUGGGGAUGUGAGUGUAGGGGAUAUAACCAUUCACUUAAAGGAAAGAUUAGGGGCCGAUGGGAUUGUAAAACUACUACUGUAAGAAGUCCCGGGAACCUAGUCUGGGUGACAGGACAUGGACAUUGGACUACUCAUAUGCCAGUAGACGGGCCGGUAACCCAGAUAACAUUAGGGGUUCCCACAUUAUGCCCCUUUUGGAAAGAGUCAAAUUUAACUUGGGAAGAAAUUAGAGGAAGAAUGAAACGGGAAAUUGGAGAUGACAUACCAAUUGAAGAUGAAUGGCACGAACCUGACGCUGGAGUUGCAAUUGGGUGGGUUCUAGAAUCACUCUUUACACCUGUAGCUGCUUUUAGGAACAGAGAAAUGCUGUACAAAUUGCUGGGGCAAACUGAAAGAUUAGCAGCAGCCACUAAGAAAGGAUUCAAAGAUAUAAAUUCACAAUUGCAAGCCACAUCCCGAAUGACUUUACAGAAUAGGAUGGCUUUAGAUAUGCUAUUGUUAAAAGAGCAUGGUGUGUGUCAGUAUUUAAAAACAAAGAUUGACCAUUGUUGCAUCCAUAUUCCAAACAUGACUUUAGAAGUAGAAAAAGAUAUUUCUCAAUUAGAAACAAUUGAAUUUAAAACAAGAGACAUUGAGAAGGAGGCACAACACAAUUGGAUUGGAGAAAUUUUUAAAUCUUUAGGACUUUCAGUUUCUGGAUGGGUGUCAUCAGUGAUACAGAAUGUUCUGUUAUUUGCAGUCUUACUACUAAUUAUUUGGUUAGUGUAUAAGUGUGUUUUAGGAGUCAUUGAAAGAGAAACAAGAUGCACCAGAAGAGUGAUGAGGGCCUUAACAAGAGAUAAUGAGAAGUACUCGCCUCCUCCGAAGUAUGAAAUUGCCGUCGGGCGAGAAAAUCCAGCAUUUGAAAGACCCAACGAUAACUAAGAGUUGAGCAUUCUUGCAGAAGACUGAAGAAUGCUCAAAAGGGGGGAAUUAUGUUGCCAUCACAUUCAUCUUAUUCAAUAAACUGUAUUAAGUUAGUAGCAAAUGUUAAGAAUUGACAGUAGUUGACAUUAGUAGUAGUAGUCAUGCUAAGGCUUGGUAGGCCGCAUGUAACCUGCAGAUGAACUUUAUAGCAGAUUUUGUAAUGUAAGCAGUGUAGCUAAGGAGUGUAUCCAUUUAUCUAGGGAAUGUACCUUUGGCAGAAACCUAAAUGUCAGAAAGAUAAUUGUACCAGGUGGUAAAAGUGAAGUAAGAAUUUGUAAUGAUGAAGAAAUCAUGUAAAGAAACAUAUAAAAACCCCGUGAUUUUUCAGUAAAGAUGGGGUCUUGUCUUUGGACGCUAGUCCACAGACUCCCGGGCCCUCAAUAAAGCACCGCAUAAACGA
Molecule: messenger RNA, 9765 nt
Organism: Hirundo rustica (Barn swallow)
Lineage: Eukaryota; Metazoa; Chordata; Aves; Passeriformes; Hirundinidae
Exons: 6
Coding region: 4970-6142 (390 amino acids)
Biological process (GO): proteolysis
Molecular function (GO): aspartic-type endopeptidase activity
Source: RefSeq, a predicted model, not a curated record